Messenger RNA from Fusarium odoratissimum NRRL 54006, 2924 nucleotides. RefSeq lists its product as uncharacterized. The record is from RefSeq and is a predicted model, not a curated record. The transcript is spliced from 4 exons. NCBI's taxonomy places the organism in Eukaryota, Fungi, Ascomycota, Sordariomycetes, Hypocreales, Nectriaceae. Bases 835 to 2808 code for a protein of 657 amino acids.
UCCGAGGUGUGCAUUUCAUCGUAGACCCUUGAUUCUACCCCCGGCGCUAAAAAGCUUGUCUGCAAUAAGCACCCACUCGAUUAUCAUUGCUGCAAUUGAUGUUAGAUACCGACUGGUACUUCUUCUGUCGUACACGCCCUCUUGUUUCAGUCUGUCCCUCUUCAACACCGCUUCGUGCUCGUUUCUCGCCCAGUCAUAUCAUGCUCACCUUGACUCACACCGCUGCUCUGUGCAAUCUCGCCAGUGCUACAAAACCAAGCAUCUGACACUGGCGAUCCAUUCCCCGCAAACAAAGACGCCAAGGAAAUUGACGCGUACGUCAUAUUCACAGGCACUUGAGCUUUUGCCUUUCCGUUGAUACGAUGGAGCUAUAAAAUGCUUGAAGCUGGCCAAGCCGGAUGCAACCGAAGGGGGCGCAGUCAUUUCACUACACAGCCCCAAACAGGUCGUCAUUUUUGUCAAACCCCCACCCAAAAUUCCUGCAUGCCAUUCGAACUGAGGCUCGCUUGGGGUAUCACGAUGGCCGUUGAGAGAAGAGACAACUUUCACCACUGGACCAGUUCAGCAGAUCAAAGGAGCAGUGCAGUGUGGCAAUAAGCAUAACCGCGAUUAAGUUAGUUAAAAAGAGCUUUGUGGAAAUGAGUGUGUCUAAAGGUCAACUGCUCUCUACUUGUAGCAUAGCAUCAUCGACUUAAGGGCUUCGAUCCACAUAGCAGACUAAGAUGACAGCUCCACCCCGCUCUGUGAAUAAAACAUGUGGUGAGACGCUAGUUCUUGGGGGCUACAUCUUUUUCGUUGUCACCUGUACUCGAUCUAUAUUUUCGUGAGAGUACGAUGAGCCAAGAUCUGGAUGGCCUAUCCUCAAAUUUCAGGAACACCAUCGAGCCAGACGAGCCAGACGAGAGCACUUUGUUGAAUGAUGCGACUGCAAGUUUCGGGACGGAAACAGAUAUUGAGCACGAGGGGGAAUGGCCUCAACCCUCAAUCUUUGUCACCCUGCACCGGAUAAGAAAAUUUGUACUCGCAAGCAUAGAUGACCCUUACUCUCUGGAGCAGCUGAAGAGUCCAAGAGUCAACCACCUCAUUGUCCGUCCGUUGGUAGAUCGUCUAUAUGACGAGAAUGACUACUCCAUUGUCUAUUGUCUCCUCGCAAACCGAGUACAGUUCCUUCGCGAGCAAUCGAGCGUCAUUGACCAAAGCACCAGCAUAGCCCGCGCAACAUUAUGCGAACUAUUAGCUAUCAAGAUCCUGCGCAACUUUCACGAUGACAACCCAGGUUUAGACGGUCUACUCCUACUCUCCAAGAUCCUGGUCCAAGGUUUUGACCCCUUUCAUGGUGCUCCGCCUGAAGUUGAACAAUACGGGCGCUAUCCACAAUGGCCUAUUCAGAAGCGCGGCGGCCAUGAGAGGAAGCUGACUGCACUCGAACUCGCGAUCAUAUCCGAGAGCAAGAACUUUGUCAGUUCUUCAGGGUGCAGACGUGUUAUAGAUGCAGUGUACCGUGGCCAGAUUGUCUACACGCCUUUGUCAUUCGUCGAUAUCUUGCCGAACCAUUAUGAGUACCUCCCGGUGUCUUUGUACGAACCGCGCAAGGCGCCGCUGCUUGACCACCAUCGCCUCGUGGUUCCGCGUACCCGAUAUAUCAUCGAACUGGUGCACUACAUCAUUCUCACUUUGCUAUAUGUUUAUACGAUGCAGUAUCGAGAUCCUGACAACUUGACUGGAAAUGAAGUAGUCUUCAUUCUGUACUCUGCCGGCUGGGUUCUUCACGAACUCGCUGCCAUCAUUGAACACGGGUGGAUGAUUCAUUCGCAAACUUUAUGGUCAUUCUUGGACCUUUCGUACACUGUCAUCUUCAUGGCUUACAUCACAGUUCGGGCCUAUGAGCUAGCUGUAAGCAGCGUGCAGAAUGGCUUGGCACAUAAUAUACUGUGUCUCGCAGCCCCAGUUCUUCUGACCAGACUGGCCUUCAACAUUCUACCAGACCAUAUUGUCUUCAUUUCGCUCCACGCCAUGAUGAAGGAGUUUCUGAUCCUCACAUUUCUCGCCAUAUGGUGUUUCACAGGGUUCCUGUUAGCGCUGCAGUGGCUUUCUCCGGGAGAUGGCUCGAUUCCAAACGACUUCACCAUAAUCAAAUGGCUGCUGUGGAUCUGGUUCGGACUGGAUGGAACAGGAAUUGAGGAAUCUGUUCAAUUUCACGCCAUUUUAGGACCGGCACUGACCAUUGCCUUUGCCUUUCUCGGCAAUACUCUGUUUCUCACGAUUCUUGUUUCCCUCCUCACCAACCGGUUCAGUACCAUCGUUACAUCUGAGGAUGUCGAGAUCCAGUUUCGAAAGACAGUGCUGACGUUUGAGGGCGUAAAAAGCGAUGCCAUCUUCGCAUACCCGCCACCAUUCAACCUCUUUGCACUACUGAUACUUCUUCCUAUCAAACCAUUCCUGUCACCUCUCGAGUUCUACUCGAUUCACGUAUUUCUCGCACGACUUGUCAAUGCACCUCUUUUGUUUUGCGUCGGCUUCUACGAACGUCGACGCCUAUGGACUUUUGGACCUGACGCGGCCAAAGUUUCAAGAAUGUGGAAGUUCACCGGUUUCUCACCACAUGGUGAUAUACAGGCUGUGUUUGAAGUCGAUGCUCCGGCCGAGGUUCUCCGAGAAGCUGAUGAGCUGGAUGGACUGAGCGAGAUGGGCUUUUCCGAUGGCGAUGCGGUAUCAAGACUUUCCCGAGAAAGAGAAAUCAGAGCACCAGUUGUAUUUAGCCUGAGUAAUGCAGGGACAUGGUCCCCAGGACAAGCCCCCGUUGCUUGAUCCAACUAAAUAGAUGCCGUAUUGUUUGUAUCUUCCCAAACCACCCUCCCCUCAAACCACGUCUUCAGCACUUUCGCUCCACUAAACUCACCACGACUCAAGUCCCGAUCAACCGC